This is a messenger RNA of Brassica oleracea var. oleracea, 1097 nucleotides long. RefSeq names its product general transcription factor IIF subunit 2-like. The record is from RefSeq and is a predicted model, not a curated record. The transcript is spliced from 5 exons. Gene Ontology annotation, cellular component: transcription factor TFIIF complex. NCBI's taxonomy places the organism in Eukaryota, Viridiplantae, Streptophyta, Magnoliopsida, Brassicales, Brassicaceae. The coding region runs from base 105 to 908 and encodes 267 amino acids. Gene Ontology annotation, biological process: transcription by RNA polymerase II; transcription initiation at RNA polymerase II promoter.
GUCAAAACCCGAAGAGAUAAGAAAAGAAACCGAAACAGAGGCUUAGGAUCAGAAGAAGAACUGAGGAGAAGUGUCUGCGAGAGAAAGAGAAGAGAGAGUGUCUGAUGGAAGACGAUGGAAGAGACGUUCAUCAACUCGAUUUGGAAAACGCCGAUCAAGUUCUUUGGAUGAUGAAGAGCCCUGUUGUUGUCGCCAAGACGUGGGAGAAGCUCGCUCCUCCUCCUUCUUCUUCGUAUUCUUCGUAUCCUUCCCCUGGAUUCACUAGUUUGGCCAAGGUUGUUCAGUCCGUUGAUUUUCCACUGACCGAGCCCAAGUUCAACAUGGAGAUGGUUGGUGCUGAGUAUGGGAACAUGCCAAAGAGCUACUCUCUGAACAUGUUUAAAGACUUUGUUCCAAUGAAUGUCCUUUCCGUUGUCGGUCUAGAAGAUCAACCAGCUGCUGAAGGAACGGUAGAACAAAAGUUCGACAUGAAGCCACAGGGCGAAGACAUUGAAGACUACGCAAGGCUUUGCCGAGAGAGAACAAGCAGAUCCAUGGUUAAGAACCGACAGAUACAGGUUAUUGAUAAUGACCGUGGAGUACAUAUGAGGCCUAUGCCUGGAAUGCAUGGUUUUGGUUCCUCCAAUUCAAAGGAAAAGAGGAAAGCUCUUCCAGUCAAGCAAACAGAUAUGAAGAGGACGAGGAGAGAUCGUGGUGAGCUCGAAGGUAUAAUGUUCAACCUAUUCGAAGGCCAACCAAACUGGACCUUGAAGCAGCUAGUACAGAAGACUGACCAACCAGCGCAGUUUUUGAAAGAGAUACUAAACGAGCUUUGCGUUUACAAUAAGAGAGGAUCGAACCAAGGCACGUAUGAGCUUAAACCAGAGUACAAGAAAGCUGGGGAAGAUGAUACAACAGGUGGACAGUAAAAACAAUCGCAUAGUGACAGUAUUCUAAACCACCAAGUCGUUUUAGGGAGAGAAGAAGAGUUAUCUUUUAAUUUGGAUUAUUUAAGCCAGAAUAGUCAACUUAUGAAAUUGAGUGUUUCUUAACACUUAUUAAUCAUUCUGUUAUAAAACCUUACUCCAAAUUAUAAAAUGACUCUAACAUCUCAGUUA